Molecule: messenger RNA, 5302 nt
Organism: Scatophagus argus
Lineage: Eukaryota; Metazoa; Chordata; Actinopteri; Scatophagidae
Product: protein EFR3 homolog B-like
Exons: 24
Coding region: 519-2981 (820 amino acids)
Biological process (GO): protein localization to plasma membrane
Cellular component (GO): plasma membrane
Source: RefSeq, a predicted model, not a curated record
GGGUGGGAGGAGGUCUUUUCCCUUUCUAUCCCCGUGGUGUACAUUUCUCUCUUAUUCUCUCUCACCCACCCCUCUCUGUUUUUUAUUCCUCUGCAACUGAGAGAAAUGAUUGUAAAUGAGGUGGGCGUGUUUAUGUGUGUGUCUACAUGUAAAAUCUGCACUACCCCCUUUAGAAGGAAGACAAACGGGAAAAUCCAAGGUCAUCACAGCACGCUUCUCUCUGACGUUGCCUGUCAGCCUCCUUUUGUGUGUGUGUGUGUAUAUGACUUUGCGUGUGCGUGUCUGCACGGCAGGAAGAGUGUGUGUGUGUGUGUGUGUUUGUGUGUGUAAGUCAUCGCAUCGAGCCGGGCUCUGCACCAAUCACGGUGCGCAUUUUAGCUUCAAGCACACGUGCAAGCAUUUUUCCCAGUGUGUGUGUGUGUGUGCGCGUUUUCAGUGCCUAUUGGCACAGCAGUGUGUCUGAAGCUGCACUGAGGAAACACAAACGUCUCUAGUGAGGGAGUCUAGCGUCACGAUCGAUGUACGGGGUUUGUGGUUGUUGUGGGGCACUCAGGCCUCGGUACAAGAGACUGGUGGACAACAUCUUCCCAGAAGACCCAGAGGAUGGGCUGGUGAAAGCCAACAUGGAGAAGCUAACAUUUUAUGCCCUGUCAGCUCCGGAGAAACUCGACCGUAUCGGAGCCUACCUGUCCGAGAGAUUGUCAAGAGAUGUGGCCCGACACAGAUAUGGGUAUGUGUGCAUAGCCAUGGAAGCCCUGGACCAGCUGCUGAUGGCCUGCCACUGUCAGAGCAUCAACCUGUUUGUGGAGAGUUUCCUCAAGAUGGUGCGCAAGCUGCUUGAGUCUGACAAACCCAGCCUGCAGAUCCUAGGAACCAACUCUUUUGUGAAGUUUGCCAACAUAGAAGAGGAUACGCCAUCUUACCACCGCAGCUAUGACUUCUUUGUGUCCCGCUUCAGUGAGAUGUGCCACUCUAGCUAUGAGGACCCUGACAUCCGCACCAAGAUCCGCAUGGCAGGUAUCAAAGGCCUGCAGGGAGUGGUGAGGAAGACUGUGAAUGAUGAGCUGCAGGCCAACAUCUGGGACCCUCAGCACAUGGACAAGAUCGUCCCCUCUCUGCUUUUCAACCUACAGAGCGGAGAGCGCACAGAGAGCCGCUCCCCCUCUCCUCUGCAGGCAUCGGAGAAGGAGAAGGAAAGCCCGGUGGAGCUGACGGAGCGCUGCUUCAGGGAGCUCCUGGGACGAGCCGCCUAUGGCAACAUCAAGAACGCCGUCACACCCGUGCUGAUGCACUUAGACAACCACUCUCUAUGGGAGGGGAAGACCUUUGCAGUGCGUUGCUUCAAAAUCAUCAUGUACUCCAUCCAGUCCCAGCACUCUCACUUAGUAAUGCAGCAGCUUCUCGGUCACCUGGAUGCUAACAGCAAGAACUCAGCCACAGUGCGAGCUGGCAUAGUGGAAGUCUUGCUGGAGGCAGCCGCCAUUGCAGCCAGUGGCUCUGUAGGGCCCACAGUGUUGGAAGUGUUCAAUACCCUGCUGCGGCAGCUCCGUCUGAGUGUGGACUACGAGCUGACUGGCUCCUAUGACGGCAGCACCAACAUCGGCACCAAGAUCAUCAAAGCUCACGAGGAGAGGCAGCUUCAGGAGGCUGUCAUCAGGACCAUUGGUUCAUUUGCCAACACUCUACCACCAUACCAAAGGUCAGAGGUCAUGCUCUUCAUCAUGGGCAAGAUCCCCGUCCCUGGGGUUCACCUGGCUCUGCCCUCAGCGGGCUCUGGGCCAGAGGGUACCAGGAUGAUUCAGGUUAUGUUACUUAAGUCUUUGGUCCAGGUGACUGCCGGUUUCCAGACCACCAACAUGCUGACAGCACUACCCAGUUCUCUCCUGGAGCCACUGCUGUCCCUCUCUCUGACGGAGGAUCCAGAGGUCCGGCUGCUUGUUCUCCAAAUCCUCCUUAGUCUCAUCGACAGGCAUGACAACACGCCCAAAUUCUGCAACAUAAGCAUCAUCACAGACAUCUCUGUGCUCAAGCUGAAAGUUGACAAGUGUUCCAGGCAGGACAACUUAUUCAUGAAAAAGCACGGCCAGCAGCUGUACCGACACAUCUACUUGGGCUGUAAGGAACCGAGCAGUGGCCGGCAGCACUACGAGACCCUCUUCGCUCUGUUGGGUCUUCUGAGUGUGGAGCUGGCCAACGAAGAGGUGGUGGUGGACCUCAUUCGCCUGACGCUUGCCCUUCAGGACCUGGCUCUGUCCACCGACGAGGCACUGCCUGUCUUUAACCGCUGUGCUGUCCAUGCCCUUGCUGCAGCCUACCUUAACCUCAUCUGCCAGCUCACCACAGUCCCAGCCUUCUGCCAGCACAUACACGAGGUAAUUGAGGUGAGGCAGAAAGAAAGUCCCUACCUUCUGCCUGAGGGUGUCUUUGUUGAAAAUCCCAAGCUUCCUUCUUCCCUGGAGAAGGUAGAAGGAGAUGUUUUGUUCCUCCAGUCGAAGAUCACUGAGGUCCUUGGAGGUAGUGGUUAUAACACGGAGAGACUGGCUACACCGUAUGUCCCUCAGUAUACUGAUGAGGACCGUCUGUCCAAGAGAAAGAGUAUUGGGGAGACCAUCUCACUGCAGGUGGAGGUGGAGUCCCGAAACAGUCCGGAGAAAGAGGAGAGGACACCAGCAGAGGAGAUCACAUUUGAAACCUUGAAAAAUGCUAUCGUGGACAGCGUUGGUAUGGAGGAGCAGGAGAGGGAGCGGAGGAGACAAGUGGUGGAAAAGUUUCAGAAAGCCCCCUUUGAAGAAAUAGCUGCCCACUGUGGUGCCAGGGCCACACUACUGCAGAGCAAACUCAAUCAGAUCUUUGAGAUUACAAUCAGACCCCCUCCCAGCCCAUCUGGAACCAUUUCGUCGGGUUACGGCCAAACCCAGAGUCGAUCUGUCCCCAUCUACGAGAUGAAGUUUCCUGACCUUUAUCUCCGUGGAUGUCUGUAGAAAUUCCACUGGCUGGAUUUUCAAAUUACAAAUUGCCAAGAACUGUGAGGACAAAUUAAGAGACUGACUGAAAGUUAUUUCAUGGCUUUUGAAUGAACUGAGUCGCUGCAUGCCCUGUAACUGGACAUUUUUGAUAGCACUGCAAUUCCUUUGACCUGUUUGUCCCUUACAAGGUGCCAUACUACCCUUGAUCGCAAAAUUAGGUAGACCAAUCCUGCUAAUUUUUUGUGUUUUUGUUUUAUUGUUUGUUGAUUUUAUGGCCAGGAAGAGCAAGUGUCUGUUAGAUGCAUUUUAAUUUACGUGUUGCUGUGUACAUUUGAUUGAUAUAUGGAUAGAUAAUAUAUACAAACAUAUUCCUUCCCAGUCUGUCAUGCUAAUCCGCUCUUGAACAUCUUGCGCUCAGUGUUAACUGCUUUACCGUUUUUUUUGUUGUUUUGCCUUUUUAGUGUUAGCCAAAAGUGCUUUUUCUUUCGUGACCAGCAUUUAUUUUCUGCAUCCAGUUUUUGUGUUGUGUUUUUUUAUUCAACAAAUUUUUUUGUCAUGGUCGUCCUUUGCCACACCUUCUGGAGCGAGAACUUGAUGUGUGUGCUGUCCUCCCUAAGUGAGUGUGCCUUACAGGUGACUCAAGUCAAAACAUACACAAAAAGACACGCUGCGCCACAGUCACGUCCACACUAAACUUCUGAGAUGUUUACUGUGGUGUUUACCAGAUCAAACACUAGAGAAUAAUUAAUGAUCUUUUUAUUUUUAUCUUUAUUUUCCAAUAUAAAUGUGUAUAUACAGAGAAGUAUAUAAGUCUUUAAGCUGAUGUACAGAGUAGGGAUGUUUUUGUGUUGUAUAUAUACUGUACAUUAAUUCCGAGUUUAGACUGCCACUGCACUGAUCAGUCCGUAGAUAAGGGAGGAAGCUACUCAGUUAGUAUUUAGAUAUUUUUGUUAACAAGCAACAUGUGCAAUCAGAAAGGUGAAUUAACAAGGGUCUGAACAGUUCACGGUAGAAAUCAUCCUCUCAACGCCAGUGGAUCACACUAGUGAAGUCUGAUUGCGUCCCGCUAAAGUAUAAAAGAGUCUAUCUGGUGGAAUCUUAGAACAAAACAGGUUCAGCUUCAUUUCUAGCCACAGGUUUCAGCACCACAGUCGUGACCUGUGUCCUCAUCAUGACAUCCUCAGUCUGUCUGGAAUGAGUUUGCACUCUGCUUUUUACGCCAUACUGCUGCUGCUGCUGCUGCUGCUGCUGCUGCUGCUGCAGCCUUCGAGCGGUGCAUCCAUCUCAUUCAGCAAGAUUUAAAGAAAUCUAAAAGCCAUUCUUGUGUGUGUGUGCGCACACACACACACACACACACACACACACACACACUCACUCACUCACUCACUCACGGGUGUGAAUAUAAAGUAUAAUGGCAAUAAUUUGACUAGCUUCACUGACACGCCCCCAACCAUUAGCAGAUCCUCUUGUGUGUGUUUAAAUUGUACCUUCUGUUGUUGUUGUUGUUGAUGUUGUUGUUGUGGUGGUGCUGUGAUGGGUCAGUUUAGUGAUGCUGCAAGAGGCGCACCUCCUGCUUCCGUGCUUCUGUGGAUUAACCACAUCGGGCCUGAAAUGUGCUGCCACCAUCUUGUUUAAUGUAAACAACAUAGUCUGAUUUGUCCCUGAUUGUCACGUGUUAAAGCCCAGUUGAUUGAUUGAUUGUUUGUUUGUUUGUUUUUCCCCAGUGAGGCAUCCUCUGUGUGUAUAUUUAUACCCAGACAUGCCAGUGUAUCAGAUUGUCUACCCUUCUGUCAGUGCAGAUGUGUGUGUGUGUGUGUGUGUGUGUAUGUGUGAGUGAGUGUAUUUGUUCAUGUGUCUAUAUGAACGUCUUUAUCGUCAUGACCCAAGACCAAACUCUUGAGACACAGUUUACAGUUUUAUCCGGUGAGUCUGUCCUCCACGUUGAAGUGAAGACCAAGCUAUCUAAGAGCAACGUGCAGCUGUCUAAAUCUUUCAGUGACACCUUGUAAGAUUGUCUCUUUAAGCAUCUUGCAACUUCGCAGUGAAGACCUGUAAAUCUACCCGUCUGCUUGAUGUCAUUGCUUAGUGUAAUGUAAUAUUAACUGACUGUAAUCCAACUUUACUUUUGUCAUUACAUGUCUGGUUAAUAGAUCUGUUUACAACAUAGUGCUGUAGGUCAAAUUCUAUUCAUUCUGUGAACUUUGCACUUUAAAAACUGGAUUACCUAGUGACAAAGGCAGCUUUUACAUGGAGAAAAGGCCUUACGAGUGUCAUACCUGACUUUGCAUGCUAGUGAUGUCGCUGUUGUUGUACAUUAAAUUUGUCUGUAACCACAA